This is a messenger RNA of Diversispora eburnea, 1045 nucleotides long. Lineage: Eukaryota; Fungi; Glomeromycota; Glomeromycetes; Diversisporales; Diversisporaceae. The record is from the annotation of a GenBank genome assembly.
AUGGCAAACUCGCAAUCCAAAAUUGUUUUGCUUGAAGAACAGAAUUCCAAGCUUGUGGCCGAGAUUACUGAACUUAAAAGGGAGAAGGCUGAAUUCUUAGCUAAGGAAGCAGGGUUUAUGGCUAGAAUAAUGGAAUUAGAACAAAUUGCUGAAAAAGCGAAAUUAAGAGAUACCGAGCUCAAUACUAGAAUCAUGGAACUAGAACGGUCAAGUGAAAAACGAUUUGCAAAAUUGGAACAGAAUCAAAACAAUACCGUAGUUAAGUUAGAAAAUGAUGAUAGUUCUUCUGAGAAAGAUAUUAAUGUACCUGAUUCUGUAAUAAACAAGUACAUCGACCAUGUCAGCUCUGCCGAUACUAACGCCAGAUCGUUAGAGGAUGAUACUCCCGCAUCUGAUAUAACUGAUAACGCUUCAAAUUCUGAUGUAUAUCUGGAACCUUCGUCUCAGAUGGAGGUAGGCUCACACCAAUAUUCUGCAUUACCUAUACAUACGGAGCUAAAAUCGUUGGAAGAAAAGGAAGAAGAUGAAUUCCUGGAUUCAACGUAUAAGGAACAGGUUAGUAAAGAGAUAAUUCAGAGCAUAAGGGAAAAGAAAUUUCGAGAUCAAAACUUAUCUUCGGAUAACUCGUCAAAACCAUCCAAUUCAUCACGUGAUAUAAAAACCGUUCCCUCGGGGAACGAUCAAGUUUCAAAUUCAUCAUGUGAAACAAAAACCAUUUGUUCGGGAAAUGAUCAAACUGAAAUAUCUGAAUUGGAGCAAGAUGAUGGGACCGAUAAAAAUCAAAUUGUAGAGCAGGGCUUAAUAGAAGAAUUGGGUAUAUCUACUGAGAAGCAAGGCCUCAUGAUCCUUGGAUCACCCUUUGGGCCUGAUUCUGCAAUAGAUAAUACUAGCUCUACUGAAAUUAAUACAUCAGAGAAUAAAUGUUCAGCUCAACAUCUAUCUUAUUUAUUUAAAACAGCAAUCAAAUCUCGUCAAGAAGAAAUCAUAAACUGGUAUUAUUAUUCUCUUGAAUUCGAAAACAAGAUUUAUACUAUUACAGCUGAUG